CAAUGUAUUACAAGAAUAAAAACAUCUCUUGAGACAAUUUGUUUCUGUCAGUAUGAAAAAGCUAAUAUCACUUUCGAACCACUUAUCUGUGAUGAAUCACAGGAUCCAGAGUUGCGUGUUAAACGACUGUCAAGAGAUAUUUUCGUUCGGUGCCUGUUACGGGAUAGCACUGGUCAAUUGUAGCGGCUCGAAUCAGAGUAUUUAGUUUGUGUUGUUGGUUGACAGGUGCGGUUUUUGUGUGGCUGUGCAGAACAUCAGCGUGAAAUUAUGUCGAAUAUAAAGCAAGAAAUCAAAACGGAGGAAGAGCAACAGAAUUAUUCAAUGAGUAACAAUAGCGAUCCAAAAAAUAUGCAGGAAUUAACACAGUAUGUGCAGACCUUACUUCAAGGAAUGCAGGACAAGUUUCAAGCAAUGUCAGAUCAGAUCAUAACAAGAAUAGAUGAAAUGGGCAAUCGCAUUGAUGACUUGGAGAAAAAUAUAACAGAACUAAUGACACAAGCUGGUGUGGAAGGGCCUGAAAAAUAAAAAGGGAACUGUUUGCAUUUCAAAUCACUGUAUGAAAAUUAAAUUUGCAGACUGAAGAUACAUCUUUAACUUGAAGAGUCAUGUUGCACCACAAGCAUUAAAUAGUUCUGAUAAAGUGUUGUGUAGUUGUUAAGAGUUAUUUUCUAUUUAUCAUUGCACAGUUAAGGCACGAGUAAUGGUGGAAGUGACUUCAUGACUGGAAAGUAAAUGAAACAGUGUGGUGGUACUUUUGAUCUUGUAUAGGCCUGAACUUGAAAAGAUAAGUUAUUGCAUAUCCAUUUUGGAAUCCCAAGUGUAUUGGAGUGUGUUUAGUUUCAGAUUAUUACGUAUUGUAAUGUUGUCAGAAAGUUUGUCUUAUAAUUUUUGUAAAUCAGCAAUAUGAUUCAAAAUUUAAUCAAUUUUUUAUGUCCUUUGUGUGAUCAGUAUCUGUCAUUGUUCAUGAUAUAAGGAUUUUCAAGACACACUCAUCCAGUCAUGAGCCUUUAUACACAAGAGGCAAUUCUUCAUUAAUGGGUAUGAGUGUAACUUUGUAUAUAAUAUUUAUAAUGAAAUAAUCAUGAACUUUUCUAAUGUUUUAUCAAA
Molecule: messenger RNA, 1107 nt
Organism: Schistocerca serialis cubense
Lineage: Eukaryota; Metazoa; Arthropoda; Insecta; Orthoptera; Acrididae
Product: heat shock factor-binding protein 1
Exons: 3
Coding region: 268-525 (85 amino acids)
Biological process (GO): cellular heat acclimation
Cellular component (GO): cytosol; nucleus
Molecular function (GO): transcription corepressor activity
Source: RefSeq, a predicted model, not a curated record